AUGGAGUUCAAUCAGCAUGUGGACUCCGCACUGACCACUUUUGUGGACAACACCAAGUUCUUCAGGGAAAUGGCAGAGGUCGUGUCCGAUUUCAGCGAUGACGGGCAGAUCCAGAAGCUGCUGGAGGAAAGCGCCCGGCUGCGCGUGGAGCACGCUGAGAAUCUCAUCCGUCUCAAGAGCAAGCACCAGUCACUCAGCCAGGCUGUGCAGCAGAUCCAGAACUUGAGCUCCACCAUCGAAGAGUUCGAGGAAGAGUGGAAGGAGCGCUCCGAAGCGGUGGAGCAGAAGCGCAUCAAUGUCAAGAACAUAGCCGAGUUUAAGAACUUCAAGAAAACUGUGGAGGUCAAUGGUCAAGCGAAUGGCGCCAGCCAGGAUAAGGACCUUAUCAUGGAAGGAAUCGAAGAGACCGGCGGCGAGAUCUUCUCGCUCUACGAUCCCUGGUCUAAGGCCCUGAUGAAGAACCCCGUGCGCAACGAGAAGUGCGGUCACAUCUACGACCGCGAUUCGGUGAUGCUGAUUAUCAAGGACAACAUUGGCAUCCGAUGUCCGGUGCUCGGCUGUGCCAACAGGACCUACAUCCAGCCAGCGCACCUGGUUGAAGAUGCCAACGUCCAGCAGAAGAUACAACAGCGAAUGGCCGAAGAGAUUGAGGAUGGCACUGCCUCGGAGGAGGACGAGGAACAGGCAGAUGAGGAUUGA
Molecule: messenger RNA, 699 nt
Organism: Drosophila teissieri
Lineage: Eukaryota; Metazoa; Arthropoda; Insecta; Diptera; Drosophilidae
Product: E3 SUMO-protein ligase MMS21-like
Exons: 1
Coding region: 1-699 (232 amino acids)
Biological process (GO): protein sumoylation; double-strand break repair via homologous recombination
Cellular component (GO): nucleus; Smc5-Smc6 complex
Molecular function (GO): SUMO ligase activity; zinc ion binding
Source: RefSeq, a predicted model, not a curated record